Messenger RNA from Pocillopora damicornis (cauliflower coral), 1961 nucleotides. RefSeq lists its product as uncharacterized. The record is from RefSeq and is a predicted model, not a curated record. NCBI's taxonomy places the organism in Eukaryota, Metazoa, Cnidaria, Anthozoa, Scleractinia, Pocilloporidae.
CUCGUCAGAAAAUUUUCUUGAAAUGUCUUAGUACUGUAAUAUUCUAAACAGAGGUCGGCGCACUCGACAAGUUGGUAUGAAACCACAGUUAUGUUUGGCGAAGACAAAUAUUUCUCUUUGUUCCGUUAGUUUGUGUGUCAAACCGCAGUUAUUUUGCGCUGUAAAGAAAUACGCUUUCAUCUCAGCAAGCCAUUAAAUUAUUCAUAAUUCGGCGUUUGUCGAGUGGGCUUUUUCUUUUGUCCUCACUCACCUUAAAAACUCGUGUUAUGCUCGCGUUUUUUUCCUGGCGGAUAUGAGUAACACACGCGAGCCCAUCCUGUCCUCUCAGCGUUUCAUCUGCUUAAGUACUUAACGCAUUCUCUCAAACAACCGCAAAAGAAAAAUGUGUCACUUAAGUAGCAGCUCUAGGUAUUGGAAAUAGUACAGAAUUGUUGUAAACAGCUGGCGUAGGCGAGAAAACGGAAAAUUCACAAUCAAUUGUUUUGAGUUAGUGUGGUUUGCCAUUGCGUCAUUUCAAACAACAAGAACGGAUGUUCCUCUCCUUUCUGCAAUCUUCCGCCUUCCUCUAACAGUUUUUAUUGCAUGUCUCUGAAUUCCCGUGACUAGACUGUUAGGAAAAUGGUAUAAACGUGAUGUUUCCCCUCAAGUUUUACGCAUUUCCAACCACAUCCAACCGCUUACAAACAGGUCUAUCCUCCGAACUCAAAUCCCACCAUCUCACUCUCUCUUCUUACGAUAGGCUUUCGGAAUUGCUUUUGUUGGUACAACGCAGCAUGCUUGUUCCGUAUUAACCGAGUAUAUUAAUAAGCUUAUCAGCUAGUUUUCUGACCAACCGACGUCACAGUUGGAAGAUUUCAAGAUGGAGCCUUCACAAAGAACUCACAUUUUUCCUGCACUCGGAGCAAAUGUUCGGUAUUGCUUAACAUCUUCUUAUACUUUUAGCUCAGUGUUUCUUAACUCUAAAUAUGAGUUCUUUAACUAAUGACGUGAUAAAUUAUCGUUAUUGAGGCAUAAGUAUGUUUAAACUUAGAAUUUCCUCUCUGCCAACAUGUGGCAUCGUUCUCAGAUCGUAGUGAUGCCUAACAAGUACCCAGAAAGCAUAGUGUUGAUUUCUCCCGUCAGAGCUUGAAUUUCUUCGCUUCUUCCCCCAAGAUUUCUGGUUAUUCGAUUUUCUACACUUCUCUUUAUUUGGCAAUCUAUAUCUUCGGUUGCCUCAAAAGUGCGCUACAGUAAAGACGAUGAAUAUUUUCUUUGUUGUGUUUGCGUUCUUAGCUUGGACUGAAGCCGCACCAAGUCCUCCAAAAUGUGGCAAAAUUCGCGGUCGCAAUUGUAGUGAAGACAGCGAUUGCGCAUGUCUUAACCGUCACAACAAAAGUUCCUUGAUAUGUAAUACCCGAUUUCGAUGCGAGAAGCAAGAAUUUAGGGACACACUCCAGAGGAUGCAGCCAUGCCACCGUAUCUACAAGAAUUUUUGUGAAGUUGACACCGAUUGUCCAUGCGACGAAGCACGACUUAUCUGUGAGGAUCACGAAUGCGUGAAAGAGAAAAGAAGACCAAGGCCACAGAUAAACUUAGAUCGUCUCCUCUCUAUAUUGUUGCCAAGAAAAAGUAACGGCACGCAAAGCUCUCCGCGUCGUCAGAGAAGACGUUUACUGAGACACGGACUCUUCAAGACGAUUUAGCAGCUUUGUUAUUCCAUGCGAUGUUCGGCACAACCCUUUGUAUGGCGUAGGGUGAUCAUCCCCUCCCUGCUUUAGAGCGCAUUUCGAUUGAAAUGUGUCGUCAGACCGAAAACAGAGGAACCACUAAGGCCAGUCUCAGAAAAAAGGAAAAUACUGCGCCACAAGGAGCCCAUGUGAACUCAUGUGCCAGGAGUGUUGGAUAUCACGUGUCAUCACAUGACUAAUGGUGUUACGUAGCGUCUGAUUGGUGGAGAAAGUGAUACGAUAUUUCUUGACCAA